CUUCUUCGGAUAAAAGUCUCCCAUUCCCUUCCUCAUUUCAAUCAAUCCUCUUAAAUAUCUUUCCCAAUUUAUCUCUUUCAUUUCUCUUUGUUCUUUUGUUUUUCUUUUGCUUCUGCUUCAUUUCCCUUUUUCAUUUUUGCUCGGGGGACCUUCAAUGGCGCCGGGCCUCAGAGACCUCCAGCUGGCCCAUGUCGCCGCCGAUGACCGUCGCCUACCGGCUAUUUCUGCGGCUGAUGACAUCCCCGAAGAUCUUGAGGAUGUUCGUUUGCUUGAUUCGUACGAGAGGCAGGAAGAGAAUUUGGGUCAAAUUCGGGAUGGUAUGAACAGGGUUCAGGUCACAGUUUCUGGGAUGACUUGCGCUGCUUGUUCUAAUUCCGUGGAGGCUGCUCUCAGGGGCGUUAAUGGCGUUUUGAUGGCUUCCGUUGCAUUGCUUCAGAACAGAGCUGACGUGGUGUUUGAUCCCAGCUUGGUUAAGGAGGAGGACAUCAAGGAAGCAAUCGAAGAUGCUGGAUUUGAGGCUGAGAUUAUACCUGAAACCACUUCAGUUGGAAAGAAGUCGCAUGGAACACUGGUGGGUCAAUUUACCAUAGGUGGUAUGACAUGUGCAGCAUGUGUGAAUUCGGUAGAAGGCAUAUUAAAAGAUCUUCCCGGUGUUAGAAGAGCAGUAGUUGCUUUGGCCACAUCGUUGGGAGAAGUUGAAUAUGAUCCAACAAUAACCAGUAAAGACGAUAUAGUUAACGCAAUUGAGGAUGCUGGAUUUGAAGCUUCAUUUGUACAGAGCAGUGAGCAAGAUAAAAUUUUACUCACGGUUGCAGGCAUUGCUGGUGAGGUUGAUGUACAGUUUUUGGAAGCCAUACUUAGUAACUUGAAAGGGGUGAAACGGUUUCUUUUUGACAGUACAUCAGGAAGACUUGAAAUUGUUUUUGACCCAGAAGUUGUUGGUCCCAGAUCCUUAGUGGAUGAGAUUGAGGGAAGAAGCAACAGGAAAUUUAAACUGCAUGUUACAAGCCCUUACACAAGGUUAACAUCUAAAGAUGUUGAAGAGGCUAACAACAUGUUUCGGCUUUUUAUCUCCAGUCUGUUUCUCAGUGUACUCAUCUUUCUCCAAAGAGUAAUAUGUCCUCACAUUCCUUUAAUCUACUCAUUGUUACUCUGGCGCUGUGGGCCCUUCCUCAUGGAUGAUUGGUUAAAGUGGGCAUUGGUGACUGUUGUGCAAUUUGUCAUUGGAAAGCGCUUUUAUGUUGCAGCUGCUAGAGCCCUUCGAAAUGGUUCAACUAACAUGGAUGUCUUGGUUGCUUUGGGUACUACGGCCUCUUACGUCUAUUCUGUUUGUGCACUACUCUAUGGUGCAGUCACUGGAUUCUGGUCUCCGACGUAUUUUGAAACAAGUGCUAUGUUGAUAACUUUUGUAUUAUUGGGAAAGUAUUUGGAGUGUCUUGCCAAGGGGAAAACAUCAGAUGCCAUCAAGAAGUUGGUAGAACUUGCUCCUGCAACUGCUUUACUGCUUAUCCGAGAUAAAGGUGGGAAUCUUAUAGAAGAAAGGGAGAUCGAUGCUCUGUUAAUUCAACCUGGAGAUGUGUUGAAGGUUCUUCCUGGUACAAAAAUUCCAGCGGAUGGUGUUGUUGUUUGGGGUUCAAGUUAUGUUAAUGAGAGUAUGGUUACUGGAGAAUCUAUACCUGUAUUGAAGGAGGUUAGCUUGAACGUUAUUGGUGGUACAAUUAAUUUUCAUGGAGCCCUUCACAUUCGAGCAACAAAAGUAGGGUCUGAUGCAGUUUUGAACCAGAUUAUCAGUUUGGUUGAGACAGCUCAGAUGUCUAAAGCCCCCAUUCAGAAAUUUGCUGACUUUGUUGCAAGCAUAUUUGUUCCAACCGUCGUUGCUAUGGCAUUAUGUACCUUAUUUGGUUGGUACGUUGGAGGAAUCCUUGGGGCUUAUCCUGCUGAAUGGCUCCCAGAAAAUGGAAAUUACUUUGUAUUUUCCCUCAUGUUCGCAAUAGCAGUGGUAGUUAUUGCAUGUCCUUGUGCACUAGGCUUGGCCACACCUACUGCUGUCAUGGUUGCUACAGGGGUUGGCGCCAGCAAUGGUGUCUUGAUCAAAGGAGGAGAUGCUUUGGAGAGGGCCCAAAAGGUUAAGUACGUGAUUUUUGAUAAAACAGGCACACUAACCCAAGGGAAAGCGACCGUUACUACGGCCAAAAUUUUCACAGAAAUUUCUCGAGGAGAUUUUCUUAAGUUGGUUGCUUCAGCAGAGGCUAGCAGUGAACACCCACUGGGAAAAGCUAUAGUUGAGUAUGCACGUCAUUUCCAUUUCUUUGAUGAGCCUUCUGCCACCAAAAAUGUGGAAAAUCAAAGUAAAGAGUCUUCUGGAUGGCUUUUUGAUGUCACAGAUUUCUCUGCAUUGCCAGGCCAAGGCAUUCAGUGCACUAUUGAGGGAAAAAGGAUUCUGGUUGGCAACAGGAAGUUGAUGAAUGAAAGAGGAAUAUCCAUAGCACCUCAUGUAGAUAAUUUCGUUAUAGAACUUGAAGAAAGUGCAAAGACAGGCAUUCUUGUUGCAUGUGAUGACAACUUAAUUGGAGUUGUGGGAAUUGCAGAUCCACUGAAGCGAGAAGCUGCAGUUGUUGUUGAGGGUCUUGUAAAAAUGGGAGUAUCUCCAGUCAUGGUUACAGGGGAUAAUUGGAGAACAGCUCGAGCUGUCGCCAAAGAGCUUGGUAUACAAGAUGUGAGGGCAGAAGUAAUGCCAGCAGGAAAAGCCGAAGUCAUCCAAAACUUCCAAAAGGAUGGAAGCACAGUUGCAAUGGUAGGCGAUGGUAUCAAUGACUCGCCAGCUCUAGCUGCUUCUGACAUUGGAAUCGCAAUUGGUGCUGGAACUGAUAUUGCCAUUGAGGCAGCCGACUUCGUCUUGAUGAGAAAUAAUUUAGAAGAUGUAAUUACAGCCAUCGAUCUCUCAAGGAAGACUUUCAAUCGAAUUCGAUUGAAUUACGUGUUUGCAAUGGCCUACAAUGUAAUAGCAAUUCCUAUUGCUGCCGGAGUCUUCUUUCCUUCUUUGGGGGUUAAAUUGCCUCCAUGGGCAGCCGGUGCGUGCAUGGCUUUGUCAUCUGUAAGUGUUGUUUGCUCAUCUCUACUUCUUAGAAGAUAUAAAAGACCAAGACUUACAACAAUACUCGAAAUAACUGUAGAAUAGGGAAAUAUCUUCAGUUUUAUAAUGUAAAAGGAAAAUUGGAGGUAGAGAAAAAAACACUCAAGCUUUAGCUCUUUAGGGGAGGAGUGUGAUAAAAAGAAAAGCCAUUGUGUCCCAUUUUUUGUGUUGAGAUUAGCAUACCAAUCCCCUUGUAAAUUGCACAUGUAUGAUAAUUUGUUUAUGCCCUUCUCAUUGUCUUUUUUCCAAGUAAAGUGAUCUAUAGUUGUUGGGGUUCAUCCUACUCACACACAGCUCAAUUGUAAGACGUUUCUCUGAUUUUAUUGAUUUUUCUUUUGACUUUUGAACACUUU
Cucumis sativus (cucumber) is the source of this 3486-nucleotide messenger RNA. RefSeq names its product copper-transporting ATPase RAN1. The record is from RefSeq and is a predicted model, not a curated record. Bases 155 to 3178 code for a protein of 1007 amino acids. Lineage: Eukaryota; Viridiplantae; Streptophyta; Magnoliopsida; Cucurbitales; Cucurbitaceae. Gene Ontology annotation, biological process: monoatomic cation transport. Gene Ontology annotation, cellular component: membrane. The transcript is spliced from 9 exons. Gene Ontology annotation, molecular function: copper ion binding; ATP binding; ATPase-coupled monoatomic cation transmembrane transporter activity.